UCCAUCGCGAACCUCAUUGCUGUUUCGGGUAUUCACCCCUCCUUCCGCCACUUUCUCACCCUCGCCUUCACCUUCACCUUCGCCUUCUUCAACGCGAUGAGCGCCAUGUACGCUCUGGACGACCGGACACAUACCGCUCCGCCUCCACCCCCUCCGCUGUCGAUGGAUCGUAUUCCGCCUCCGUCCUCGUCAUAUCCCACUCCCGGCUCUGCAGGCGUCGCGUCCGCCGGCGGGCUACCUCCGUCGAGUCACCUGGCGCCGCUUUCCACCGUUCACGAUGGUCGCGUUUGGUCUCUGCAGGUGGUUCAGCAGCCUGUUCGCGCCCGGAUGUGUGGCUUCGGAGAUAAAGACCGACGGCCUAUUACACCCCCUCCUUGUAUUCGCCUGAUUGUUCGUGAUGCGCAGACCGAAAAGGAAAUUGAUAUUAAUGAAAUCGACACGUCUUUUUACGUGCUCAUGGUCGACCUGUGGAACGCUGAAGGGACCAGCGAGGUGAAUCUCGUCAAGCACUCGGCCACGUCUCCCUCAAUAUCUACCGCCAUGUCCUCCUCAUACCCCCCUCCACCGCAUAGUGUUUCUCCGUCCUAUCCGCCUUACGCACAGAACGCCUACGGCCAGCCCGUCGGAUACCCUCAGAUGAACAAUUACUAUGGUGGAAACCCCCAGCUACAGUACCAGAACCCCUAUGGGACGAACCCGCAAGGGCCUUACUACCAGCCGUACUAUGCUGGCGGUCACAUGCCUCCCACCAACAUCUCCCCGGCGCAACCUGUUACCUCCGGGCCUGGCGGCAUGUUCACGCGCAACCUCAUUGGCAGUCUCAGCGCCAGUGCUUUCCGACUGACUGACCCCGAAAACAAGAUCGGGGUAUGGUUCAUCCUACAGGAUCUGAGUGUUCGCACGGAGGGGUCUUUUCGCCUCAAAAUGAGCUUUGUAAACGUCGGUAACCAGUCCAGCGAUUCUCCCAACGGGGUGUCUGUGAUCAACCAUGGGUCUGCACCGGUGUUGGCCUCGGUCUUCUCGGAUGCAUUCCACGUGUUUUCGGCCAAGAAAUUCCCCGGAGUCAUCGAAAGUACGCCGCUGAGCAAAUGUUUCGCUCUUCAGGGGAUCAAGAUACCCAUUCGGAAGGACGGAGUCAAGGGAUCCCGCGGGCGUCACAGCGACGGGGACGACGGCGGAGACGAGUACGACUGAGCCAGGGGCGUUUGUUAAUUUAGGAUACCUAUGGGCGAUCUGAUUUUCUGCUUUUGAUUCCUCUUUCGCGCUUUUGAUUACAGGUUAGGGUAGGAUGUGGGUUCGGUUCUGAGGUGUUGGUGAUGGGCUCUUUUGAAUUGGGUGGGUGUACUGUUACUAUCUGGACUGGUGUCGCAGGUUUCUUCUGGUUCUUUUUUUCUUUUUUUUUUUCUUCUUUGCUCCCCCUGGCUUCUCCUGGUGGG
This is a messenger RNA of Aspergillus sclerotioniger CBS 115572, 1436 nucleotides long. RefSeq names its product velvet factor family protein. The record is from RefSeq and is a predicted model, not a curated record. The coding region runs from base 97 to 1194 and encodes 365 amino acids. Lineage: Eukaryota; Fungi; Ascomycota; Eurotiomycetes; Eurotiales; Aspergillaceae. The transcript is spliced from 4 exons.